This is a messenger RNA of Perca flavescens (yellow perch), 737 nucleotides long. It is a transcript of the gene polr2h, whose product is annotated as RNA polymerase II, I and III subunit H. The transcript is spliced from 6 exons. Gene Ontology annotation, cellular component: RNA polymerase I complex; RNA polymerase II, core complex; RNA polymerase III complex. The record is from RefSeq and is a predicted model, not a curated record. The coding region runs from base 253 to 705 and encodes 150 amino acids. Gene Ontology annotation, biological process: DNA-templated transcription. Lineage: Eukaryota; Metazoa; Chordata; Actinopteri; Perciformes; Percidae.
CCGAUAUAUUUUCAACCGGAAGUAGUUUGCAUGUCAGAGGAUGGAGAGGAUGAGCACAUUGUUUCUCGGCGGCACAAUCUGUUUUACACUCACCAACGGUAAUGAAUGAAUUAAGUUUUACUCUAAUAAGAUAUCUAGCGCACACUUUAAACACACGUUGCCACACAGAGAAACUGAGUGACUGCGACGUUAUUCUGUGCACAAUAUAAUAAGAGAACGUCUUCGUCUUUGAGUUCAUAGACCAGGACAGAGAUGGCUGGAAUUCUGUUUGAGGACAUCUUUGAUGUAAAGGACAUUGAUCCCGAUGGCAAGAAGUUUGACAGAGUAUCUCGUCUACAUUGUGAAAGUGAAUCUUUUAAGAUGGACCUUAUCUUGGAUGUGAACAUUCAGAUCUAUCCUGUUGACCUUGGCGACAAGUUCAGACUAGUUAUUGCCAGCACGUUAUAUGAAGAUGGAACACCAGAUGACGGAGAGUACAAUCCUCAGGAUGACCGGCCAUCUAGGGCGGACCAGUUUGAUUAUGUGAUGUAUGGGAAGGUUUACAAGAUAGAGGGCGAUGAGACUUCAACAGAAGCAGCCACACGCCUCUCUGCCUACGUGUCUUACGGUGGCCUUCUCAUGAGGCUGCAGGGAGAUGCCAACAACCUUCAUGGCUUUGAGGUGGACUCCAGGGUCUACCUCCUCAUGAAGAAACUGGCCUUCUAAAACCCAACUCUGCCUGCCCACUUACCCUGGUU